Messenger RNA from Planococcus citri (citrus mealybug), 6268 nucleotides. RefSeq names its product furin-like protease 2 (gene Fur2). The coding region runs from base 809 to 4753 and encodes 1314 amino acids. Gene Ontology annotation, biological process: peptide hormone processing. The record is from RefSeq and is a predicted model, not a curated record. NCBI's taxonomy places the organism in Eukaryota, Metazoa, Arthropoda, Insecta, Hemiptera, Pseudococcidae. Gene Ontology annotation, molecular function: serine-type endopeptidase activity. The transcript has 21 exons. Gene Ontology annotation, cellular component: membrane; neuron projection.
UUAAAAAAUUAGGAAACGUGUUCAGCUGUUCAGUUAACGGUGUUGUUCUCGGUGAUAAGUUUUGGCGUGAAUCUGCGAUGUUUUUUUAUCUGUAAUUAGUAUAAAAAUAUUCGCGAUUUAUUAUUUAUUAUAUCACGAAGAUGGUUAGAUUAAAGUCGCUGAAUUUCAAUACAUGAAUAAACAAUCCCAUGUAUUUGAAAUUCAUUUCAGCGAAAUUUCAAUUGCAACCGAUCGUACAUCAAAUUGGAUAAAUACGCGAGUGGAUUCUACGUCAAAACUAUUCCAUCUUAAACCAAGUUGACCAGACGAAAGACAUCGAAGAACAACAAGCUGCUAAUUUUCGAACAAAACCUGUAAAUAUUUCGCGAACAUCACAAUUUUUCCACUCCAAAGUACAUAUACUAUAAAGACACUUCUACUUAAACCAUCAUCAAAAUAAGUCAACAGACUGGAAUAAAAUUGAACGCAGACCUACUUAAAUUUUUUUCAUUCCACUGCCAGUAUUUUUUUUCCACAUCAGAGCUGCCGAUUAGAAAAUUAUUUUUUAAUGUCGCGAUCGAAUUACGGAUAUGGCGCGAAAUCAGUUUGCCAAUAUCGUCAUGAUUAUACGUAAACUUUCUACUUAAUCGAUCGUCGAGGGUUUUAUUUUUAUUUUUUAUUAUUUUAUAUCUAUCGUCUUGGUCUUGCCAUCUCUCGUGCCCCCCUUUUUUUUUCUUCUUCGACGGUGUUCGUGCUGCGGUUAUAUUAUUAUUAUUGUAUUUUAAUUUAUUAGAGUUUUUUUAUUUUAUUAACGUAAAUUCGGAAUACGAUGCGUUUUGCUUAUCGAUGUGUUCCUCGACGGAACUAUGUGCUGGAGUACUUAUUCGACGUACUCAAAGUGUAUUUGUUUUUGUGCGUAUGCGUAUGCGUGGCCAAAAGACAACCGCUUAUUUAUAUGAAUCAAUUUGCCGUCCAUGUGCCGACCGGACAUGCUGAUGCUGAUCAUGUCGCCUCGACUCACGGGUUCCAGAAUUUAGGACAGAUUGGAAGCUUGAAAGGAUUUUACUUAUUUGAACACGCUCAUGUUCACAAACGAUCAACCAGUGCCAGCGAUACCCAUCACGAAUUAUUAAAGAAUCAUCCACUGGUUCAUUGGGUGGAACAACAACAUGAAAAGAAACGAAAAAAGAGAGAUUUUACAUCAUUCGAUAAUACAGGACCUGUAGUAGAUUACAGUUAUUAUGAUCCGACAGGGCUUCAAAGACAACUGGGGCCAUUGGGACAUUAUCGAGGUCCUAGUCAACAUAAUGUGUUUCCAGAUCCGUUAUUUAAAGAACAGUGGUAUUUGAAUGGCGGAGCUAAAGAUGGGUUCGAUAUGAACGUUGGGCCUGCUUGGCAAAAAGGAUACACCGGUAAAGGAGUCGUGGUCUCGAUUCUGGACGACGGGAUCCAAACCAAUCAUCCGGAUUUGGCGUUGAAUUACGAUCCUCAAGCCAGUACAGAUAUCAACGAUAACGAUGAUAAUCCGAUGCCCAGAGAUAACGGUGAUAACAAGCAUGGCACCAGAUGUGCCGGAGAAGUGGCUGGAGUAGCUUUUAAUCAGUAUUGCGGUGUUGGAGUUGCCUAUAAUGCCAGUAUUGGGGGCGUACGAAUGUUGGAUGGUACGGUGAACGAUGCGGUGGAAGCUCGAGCCCUUGGCCUGAAUAUAAAUCAUAUCGAUAUUUAUAGCGCCUCUUGGGGUCCAGAAGAUGAUGGUAAAACAGUAGAUGGUCCGGGUCCAUUGGCCAGGCGAGCUUUUAUUUACGGCGUCACAUCGGGUCGUCAUGGUAAAGGCUCGAUAUUCGUGUGGGCUUCUGGCAACGGCGGAAGACACACAGAUUGUUGUAAUUGCGACGGUUACACUAAUAGCAUUUUUACCUUGUCUAUCUCGAGUGCCACGCAAGGCGGAUAUAAACCAUGGUACUUGGAAGAAUGUGCUUCCACGCUGGCUACCACAUACAGCUCAGGUACUCCUGGCCAUGAUAAGAGUAUAGGUACAGUAGACAUGGAUGGCCGUCUUCGACCAGAUCAUAUUUGUACUGUGGAGCAUACUGGUACUUCAGCUUCAGCGCCAUUAGCUGCUGGUUUGGUAGCUCUGGCUCUGGAAGCAAAUCCUAAUUUGACUUGGAGAGAUAUGCAGUACAUUGUGGUAAUAACCUCAAAAUCAUUACCACUUGAGAAAGAAAGCGGAUGGGCUUUGAAUGGUGUCAAACGUAAAUUUAAUCACAAAUUCGGAUACGGUUUAAUGGACGGUGAAGCGAUGGUGAACUUAGCCGAACAAUGGACCAAUGUACCAAUGCAGCAUAUUUGUAAAUCUCAGGAAAUCAACGAAGACAGACCUAUAGAUUCGAAUCCAGGAAGCGUUCUUACGGCAUACAUGGACGUGAACGGAUGUCCCGGCACGUUGAACGAAGUCAGAUUUCUGGAACAUAUCCAAUGUAAAAUAUCGUUACGAUUUUUCCCUCGUGGUAAUUUGAAAAUCGACUUGACCUCACCGAUGGGUACCACUUCAACGUUGCUCUUCGAAAGACCCAGAGACGUUGUCAGUUCGAAUUUCGAUGAUUGGCCCUUCCUCAGUGUGCAUUUCUGGGGCGAGAAAGCCGAAGGAAGAUGGACGUUAAAGAUUCAUAAUAACGGAAAUAGACAUAUUAAUCAACCUGGUAUUCUGAAAAGAUGGCAGCUUAUAUUUUAUGGCACAGCGACGAAUCCUAUUCGUUUGAAAUCGAUACAAAGUCCAUCGCAGCCGAUUCCAUUUGCUAUUCAACAACCGCAAGCUCGCAGUAGUAGUUUCCCUUUCAAUAAUCAGUAUCUUCCGAGUAGCAACAUUGGCGAAAUUAUUAACCAACCUGGAUUUAGAAAUAUACCUGAUAUUUUUGCUAGUGGCAGCGAACCAGAGGGUUCCGUCGUAUCUGUAGCUAGUGAUCGACCAAACAGACCUGGACAAAUUAUUAGAUCGAUGGAAGGACGACGUAUUUUACACGAUUGUGAUCCCGAAUGUGAUCCUCAAGGGUGUUAUGGCAAAGGACCAACUCACUGUGUGGCUUGCAAACGUUAUAAAUUGGACAACACUUGUGUGAGCCGAUGCCCACCUCGUAGCUUCCCUAACCAAGGUGGCUUCUGUUGGCCUUGCCACGAAUCAUGCGAAACGUGCGCCGGAGCUGGUCAAGACAGCUGUCUAACCUGUGCCCCUGCUCAUCUUCGAGUCACCGAUUUAGCAGUCUGUCUGCAGCAGUGUCCGGAAGGAUAUUUCGAAAAUCAAGAAGAACGAACUUGCGUACCUUGCGAAUCUAAUUGCGCCAGUUGUCAAGAUAGACCGGAUCAUUGUACCUCUUGUCAUCAUAAUUUAGUACUCAGUGAUAAUAAAUGUCUGGCUACCUGUCCCCUCAAUACGUACGAGACCGAUUCGUACAGGUGUGAACCGUGUUCGCCCAAUUGCGAAACUUGUACCGGACCUUCGGAUAAUUGCACCACUUGUAAAAUUGGAUUUUUCGAAUUGGGCAAAAAGUGUUACGAAAAAUGCCCAGCAGGAUAUUACGGAGAUAGUAAACGAAGAGAGUGUUUGCUGUGUCCACCGAAUUGCCUGGAAUGUGAUACGACUGGUAUUAAAUGCAAAACUUGCAAAGAAGGUUAUGUGAUCGAUAGUGAUUUCGCCUGCGUUACCAUUGGAAGUGAAUUGUGUAAAAUUGGAGAAUACGCUGCACCUAACGACACUUGCUCAAAAUGUCACACAUCUUGCGAAACCUGCAGCGACGGUUCAGACUCAGGCUGCCUGAGUUGUCCUUCGGCUACUCUGCUUGAAUCGAAUAAAUGCGUCCGCGAGUGCUCGAGAGGAUUCUUCAAUACCAAAGAUGGAUGCACGCCUUGCAUGCAUACCUGCGAAGAAUGCAUAUCUCGAACCAACUGUAGCAAAUGUCGAUCUCCAUUAUUACUUCAAAGUGGAGAAUGUCGUACGAGCUGUGCUAAUGGAUAUUAUAACGAUCUGGGUAGCUGUGCCAAAUGCUUCCUGAGUUGUACGACGUGCAGUGGGCCGAGACGCGAUCAGUGUGUGACGUGUCCGAGAGGAUGGCAAUUGGCGGCUGGUGAAUGUCACCCGGAAUGUCCUCAAGGUUUUUUCAUGUCCGAUUUCGGUUGUCAAAAGUGUCAUCAUUAUUGUCGUACUUGUAAAGGCGAAGGACCUCUACAAUGUACGUCGUGUCCGCCGCAUUUCAUGCUAGAAAGCGGACUAUGCAUGGAAUGCCUCGGUUCGCAGUAUUACGAUCCACCUACUCAAUUAUGUAAACCUUGCCAUUCGUCAUGUACGGCGUGCGAUGGUCCUGGUGCAUUCAGCUGUAUAGCUUGUACAUAUCCGCUGCGUUUGGACAAAUCCAAUAAACAAUGCGUACCUUGUUGUACCGAAAGGACGACUACUGGUUGCUGUAACUGUGAUACUAAUAAUGGAGAAUGUAAAAAUACUGCGACUGCAGGCAAACGAAGAAUCGCAUCUCAGGAUGGAGAUACUGCUCUGGCGUUAUCGUCGCCUCAUAAAUUCUUCCUACAGCUGUCCGCUACCACUUUGAUAUCGGUUGGCUGCAUUGGUGCCAUUCUACUAUUUUUGUUAAUGUUUGCAUUCGUACAGAUUAAAAACAAAGACCCACGAGGGAACUACGAAAAACUGCUAGUUCAACGUCAGCGAUUAAACAGAAUACCUUACGAAGAAGACGAAGUCGAACAACAGACGUUAAUCGCCUCUACUUAAUUAUUUUUUAUACUCAUCGUAUCAAACGGUUUUCAUGUACUUCUCGAUACGUUCGAAUAACUUAAUUAUUGCUCUCACCAGUGGUCAUCUCGUGACCAUCGAAGAAGACGUCGUCGUCGCAAAUGGGACAUUCUCAAGAAAUUUUUAAAACUCUCUUAGAAAAAACGUAUAAUAAUAGGUAAUAAUUUUGUAAAUAAUAAGUUUCUAGCUACAUUUUACGACUCGAAUAAUAUUCAAAUGUAAAUGUGUGUGAUUUAUACUUACGAAUCUCAUUAUUCAUCUGCGAUCGCAUCGAAUAAGUCGAGAUUCAUAUUCGUUUCGCGUAUUUUUUUGUAUUGUAUAAAAAUGUUGAUUUUUUUUCUCUUUUUUUGAUUUCGUCGCCGUGUUUAUUUUAUGUUUUUAUUAUGCAUUGUGUUAUAUAUAUUUGUGAUUGUUUUAUUAUUUUUUUUCAAGUAUUUUUCCACCAGCAAUAAGAAUUUUUUUUGCGUGGAAGCUUUUUAAGAGUAGCGAAGUACGAUAAUCUAUCUCAGUCGAUUUUCAAAGUAUUACAAUUAUGUGCAAUAUUUAUAAGACUUGGCGUUUUAUUUUUAUUUUUUAUUCCUUCGGCGUAUAUUUUAUUAAAACAACCGCGUUGUGAAAAGUAUUUUUUUUUCGUUGUUUUAUAUUCUUCGGUUGGUAGUUUUUUUUUUUGUAUUUUAGAAUUUAAUUUUCGGUUCUACGUCAUUUAACAUCAUGGUUUUUUUUUCUCGUGUGGGAAAAGAAAGAGUUCACUACGCGCGCAAAUGUUUGCGAUAUUUUUUUUACUUAUAUUUUAUUAUAUAUUUUUAUGAACAGUUACCUUAUGUACUGACAUACAUAAAUCAAUAUCGUAAUUUUUUUCCUAUUUACGAAAGAUAAGUAUUAUAUCACAUUAUACCUAUUCUAUUUUUUUUCUUUUUUUGUAUAUUUUUAUUAUUUUAUUCUUUUUUUUUUCUUCUUCUUUACAUAUUAUUAUAAAUAUGUUCGGUGAUCGUUUAUUGUAAUAUUGUAUGUAAAUGUCACUAGCGUAAAGCGAACGAAUCAAAAUUACGUGUAAACAUCAUUGUGAUAGUUUUAUUCUACACAGGUGACAAAUGCUAUUUUUUUUUCUUUUUUACGAGACGAUAAAAAACUACCUAUGUAAACAAAAACUCGUAUAAUUUGAUAUCGGUAGAUUAGAGUUAUUUUUUUUGUAUUGUUUCGCUCAUCGCGUUUUUAUUUAUAGUGGUUUUUUGGACUUUUUUUUUUCUUAUUUUGUAUAGUCUGUAGGAGAAUUUUAUUGCGUAGGAAAUCAUCGAACAAAACAACGUUAUUGUGUAAUAACGAUAUUAAAUUAUAUGUAUUCCAAUUUUUUUCUUCUCUCUCUCUCUCUAUAAAUGUAAUAGCAUGUGUAUUAUUUGAUAAAAUUGUGUUAACUGUGUUAUAUAGAUUAAUUGAAUAAUUUAAAAUGAAAAAUACAAACGAGCAAAGAAAAAAUAUUAAAAAGAAAAAAAAUUU